AUGAGGACUAUAAUCACAAGCCUGUGCGUCUGUCUGUUCGUCACAGUUGUGCGCUGUCAAAACGUGAAGAGACCGGAGGUACCAGCUAGAGCCGUCAGUGACGGUGAAAUGCAAGUCAUUAUCGAUGCCUGCCAGCGUCGCAUCGCUGAGAACGACACCGUGACGCACUUUGUCAGCGUACCGAGUGACUGUAGCGCGUACGCCGUAUGUGAGCACCCAGAAUUGGGCGUCAUCCCUGCUCUCAUGAACUGCCCCGCGGGUCUCUUGUUUGACGAUAGCCUUGAGCCAAAUAUUCUCACCUGUAACAGGCCAGGCCUAGUCACCUGUGUCAGCUCUGUUGAUCCCUGCACCGGUUUGUUGGAUGGUUACAAUGAGGAUUUCGUCCGCAGUCAGCCAAAUCAAGCCGCUUACUACCUCUGUCGAGGAGGCAGUACUGUGAACGGGGGCUGGUGUGAGCUGGGCGAACAGUUCGGAAACUUUGGUCAACCAUGCCUUCCCAUUCCAAACUUUGUCCCACCUCAGACAACUGCUGCUGCCCUUCCAGAGUGUACCUUGUUUGCUGUGGCUGAGGAUCCGUUUAAAUUUGUAAACGGUGGAAUAGAAAUGAGCUGCUCUCCAGGAACGGUGUUUGAUCAAGCGCAAUGUACCUGUGUGUUUUCAAACUUAUAAUUACUAGAGACACAGCCUAGCUGGA
Messenger RNA from Liolophura sinensis, 694 nucleotides. RefSeq lists its product as uncharacterized. The transcript is spliced from 4 exons. The coding region runs from base 1 to 669 and encodes 222 amino acids. NCBI's taxonomy places the organism in Eukaryota, Metazoa, Mollusca, Polyplacophora, Chitonida, Chitonidae. The record is from RefSeq and is a predicted model, not a curated record. Gene Ontology annotation, molecular function: chitin binding. Gene Ontology annotation, cellular component: extracellular region.